AUGUGACUUAAACACAUUUUCUUGUGAAAGAACAUUUUGUCUCUCUCUCAGAUUCCAUUAGAAAGCUUAAUGUUUUACUCUAGCCUCCCUUCUGGGACAGGUGACAAAUAAAUGCAAUUUCUUAUGUUUCUCCUGUUUUCUGAUAAUGUUAUACAGUGGAUAAGAAGUUGAUUUGGUUCUGUAGGUUACGUAAAUUAUAAAUCUUAAUGCAUUUUUUUUCCAUAAUUUGAUGACCUUAACAUUUGCUUAUUUAAUCUGAUCUUUCAUUGAAGGCAGGUUUACUUAAUGGUAUAAUCAGUAAACUCAGACUUCUAGGCGGGUGCUGAGUGGCAUUAAUAGGCAUAGCCUGGGGAAGGGCAAAACACUUUUAGAAUGAUUCUAAUUGACAAGUUAAUUAUAUAGAGUGCUACUUACCUAAAUAAGCCGUUGUUGGUUAGGCCAUGUUAGAGACUGCUGUUAACAGUUUAGAGGUCAUAACAAGUCUGUGUAAUUAGGUAUUAAAAACUUGCUCUCUGGCACUGAAUUCUGGAAUGCCUCAUUAACUUGGGGGUCAACCCUUCCUCAGUCAGGGAACCAAGAGAACACAGGGAAGGCAGGUUGGAACCAGAGCUGGCUGGACUGAAUAUAUAAAAACAUGGAAUGGUUGCUCUGAAGCCUUAUCUGGAGAUGACAGAAGGCUUGUUAUCUCUCAGCAUGCUUAAUAACGAAAAGAAAUGCGACAUGAAUGGUGGCUCAGAGUUAAAAUCACAGCAGAUCCAGUUUGCAGACCAGAAGCGAGAGUUUAACAAGCGUCCCACAAAAAUCGGUCGCCGUUCCUUAUCUCGUUCCAUUUCUCAGUCUUCAACUGAUAGUUAUAGUUCAGCUGCUUCCUACACAGAUAGCUCGGAUGAUGAGACCUCCCCGAGGGACAAGCAACAGAAAAAUUCUAAGGGUAGCAGUGACUUCUGUGUGAAGAACAUAAAGCAGGCAGAAUUUGGACGCCGGGAGAUAGAAAUUGCAGAGCAAGAGAUGCCUGCUCUUAUGGCUCUGCGGAAGAGAGCACAGGGUGAAAAGCCUCUGGCGGGUGCUAAGAUUGUGGGCUGUACCCAUAUUACAGCACAGACUGCAGUUCUGAUUGAAACUUUGGGCGCCUUAGGUGCUCAGUGUCGAUGGGCUGCCUGCAACAUUUAUUCUACACUCAAUGAAGUGGCAGCUGCUUUGGCUGAAAGCGGGGUCCCUGUCUUCUCCUGGAAGGGGGAGUCUGAAGAUGAUUUCUGGUGGUGCAUUGACCGCUGUGUGAAUGUGGAAGGUUGGCAGCCCAAUAUGAUUCUAGAUGAUGGUGGCGAUCUCACUCACUGGAUUUACAAGAAGUAUCCAAAUAUGUUCAAAAAAAUUAAAGGAAUUGUAGAGGAAAGUGUUACUGGUGUACAUCGCCUGUACCAGUUAUCAAAAGCCGGAAAAUUAUGUGUUCCUGCAAUGAACGUCAAUGAUUCUGUCACAAAGCAAAAAUUCGAUAACCUCUACUGCUGUAGGGAAUCCAUUCUAGAUGGUCUUAAGCGAACAACAGAUAUGAUGUUUGGUGGAAAGCAAGUUGUGGUGUGUGGAUAUGGAGAGGUGGGUAAGGGAUGCUGUGCUGCUCUUAAGGCAAUGGGAUCGAUUGUGUAUGUGACAGAAAUUGACCCCAUCUGUGCAUUGCAAGCAUGCAUGGAUGGCUUUCGUCUUGUCAAAUUGAACGAAGUAAUCCGACAAGUAGAUAUUGUCAUCACAUGCACAGGCAACAAGAAUGUUGUGACAAGAGAACAUUUGGACCGCAUGAAGAAUGGAUGCAUCGUCUGCAACAUGGGGCAUUCCAAUACAGAGAUUGAUGUGGCUAGUCUUCGCACUCCUGAACUCACUUGGGAGCGUGUCCGAUCUCAAGUAGAUCAUGUGAUCUGGCCAGAUGGCAAAAGGAUAGUUCUCUUGGCAGAGGGUCGUCUGCUAAACUUGAGCUGUUCAACAGUGCCAACAUUUGUGCUGUCCAUCACUGCAACUACACAGGCACUGGCUUUAAUUGAACUCUACAAUGCUCCUGAAGGACGUUACAAGCAGGAUGUGUACUUGCUUCCCAAGAAAAUGGAUGAGUAUGUUGCCAGCCUUCAUCUACCCACCUUUGAUGCCCACCUAACAGAGCUUUCAGAUGAGCAGGCCAAAUACCUUGGGCUCAAUAAGAAUGGCCCUUUCAAACCAAACUAUUACAGGUAUUAAUUGCAGAUAACAAGGAGCAGUAGAAAGACUUGGAAAUGCCUGGAAUAAAAAAAAACACUUAAAAAGGAAAAAAAUGCCUUUCUCAGCAACUACUGUACAGCUUCUCAAGCAAAACUGGAUUUUCUGCCAUAUUAGUUCAUUUUGCAGUAAGAUAUUUAUUUAACAGAAGAUUUGUAGUAUACGGUAUUUGUUGCCUCUUCUAGUCCUGUGACCCAGUCACAGAGAGAGCGCAAGGUGUUGGGGGCCUGUUUAAGUGUUGCACAAGACUUCUUAUUCAUAUACUGUACCAAUAGGCUUCUUUGAAUCUGCUCAUCCCAUCACUAAAUGCGAAGGGAAACCAGUUAACUAGUAUGAAUCAUGGGUUUCAAGUUGAAUUUAAAUAUUGCUUUAACAUUCACUUUUAUUUUUUUUGUUUUAAAUAUUUGAUUUUUCAAAGACGGAACUGUGUGGACAUCUUCAAGGAAACGUCUAGUGAUCAAAAUCUAUUUUAUUGUGGUUUUAAUUGUGGUACAGAAUUUUUAUGGGUUAUUUCCCUUUGUUUCAUGUUCUGAAUAACAAACCCCAAGCCUGCACCUCUUAUGCUGCUGUAUUAGUUACUUAACCUUGUUUUGACACUAAAUGAAUCCUUCACUAAAUUUUUCUAGUGGUUUGUAGUAGUUAGUAAGCACUCGAUCAAAUUGACUCAAGCUUGUAAGUUUUUACCUGAUGACAAAUGUGCUGCAGAAAAAGGAGUGUAACUAAUUUAGUGCCAUGCAACAAAAAAAAAAAGCCGUGUGUGUGAUAACAUGUAAUAUACUGCUUUGCUCAGGUAGCCUGGAAUAAGGCAUCCAAAUUUAUAUAGGCCAUUAGUGGCUGUUAACAAUGUCUUAUUGAUCUUUAUACUUCACAUGAUUGGCUGAGCUUUUGCUUAGUACUGGCCUGGCAGUGCUACUGGUCAGUAUUAUAGUUUUUAGUGCCCAUUGCAGUGACAUGAUUUUUCUGUCAAAUGAGCCAUAUUGUGUUCCCUCAUAUUUAAGGACCCCAAGAAAAAGAACACCUUGUUGUAUAAUAUCUACCCUUGUCUGUGUUUCUAUAAGGACUUCAUUAAAUGUAUCUAAUGCCUAGAAGUGGUAGGUAAAGAUGUUUUUUAAUGUUUGUGCUCCUGUUACUGUGACUGUGCUUUGUAAGGCAAAUACAUUCCUUGCAUGUAAUCCAAAAUACCUGUGUAAAAAGGCAUAUGGAAGGGUAAUAUAAAGGACUAUAUAUACCUGUGGUAUGUGUUUUUCAUAGGUGCCCUCUAUUAAAAGAAAGGUUAAGCCUCCUCAGUACUAAUGUGGGGACAUUUUGCAGCUUUUUAGUUUAUUUACAUUAAUUUCCUUUCAUUUUUAUUUUUUAACUCUAAGUACACUGGUGUGUUUAAUAAUUUAACUCUUCAUUAGGUAGGAAAUCUGAAAGCAUUUAAAUAGAAACAGUACAGGAAUAGCCUUUGCUUAUUAACAUUCACUACUAAUCGGCCAUACUGAUAUGACAGGUUAAUAUUCUUACCUGCAACCGUCCUCAGGUCCCACCAGUCUUGCCACAGUUCUCUACACACAAAGUGUAAAAGCUGUUUGCAGUCUUCCUUUUUUUGGGUAAACACAAGCUUAAUGAAAUAGCUUAAUGACAUGGACACACAUCCAACAAAUGAUUGGAGAAUCAUUCCAUGCUGAUCUGUCAGGGUUGAAAAUUGGAGCAUACUAAUUACAUAAAUCCUUACACUGCCAUUCAAGCAAUGAACAUGAAAUAACUGCGCAGGAAGUGACUUUUUUCAUGUACAGAAAUUAAUCUGAGCUGCAGUCUUUUCAUCUUUUUGUGUAGGUGCAUAGUCAGUCAGGUGCUAAUUCAGAAUUCAAUUAUAGGAACAUUUGCCUUUAAAAUAUUACAAUCUCUUUAGAGAAUUGUCUAGGCAAAUCUGAAUCUUGAAAUCCAACAUGAGACCUAAGUUACUUGCUGCUCUUACACAGUACCUCAUUUCUACCAGCUUUUCCAGUCACUGCAGUGGAAUUACCAUACCAUGCAUCCAAUCACUGCAUUUUGUAAAAAAAAAAAAUAUAAAAUAAUAUAAUUUGUGUUUUUAAACCAUCUGCCUUACGUGUGUAAAACAUAUUUCAUUCUGCCAUGAACGCAUAUAUUCUAGAUAUGCUUGUAUUUACUGUGAUUUUACACUUUAAAUAGUUAUAUGUAGUUUCUCUUUACAUUUCUGUGUGAGCCAACAAUUUGUUGUACUUCGAGACAGGAAACCAUUCCUUCCCACCUCACAUUCCCAGUUAAAGCUGUGAAUUAAUUAUGUCUGCCUUUUAGUAUAAGCAACCAAUACAAGCUGUCUGUGGGCAUUAAUUUAAAAAGCUAUUAACAAUUUUGGAGCAUUGAUUUUAUUUGCCAAUUUUUAGUAUUGAGGAGUGUUUUACAACAUAGACAGUUUUAGGAAAAUGAAACCCCUUUUGGGUUUUUUCAAAAUUUUAGCUCUUUGCCAGGUGCACCUUUUCUGGAAAAAAAUACCAGCCUUCCUAUAUAUUUAUCUUUUUUCCCUAUUAAUAACAUUGGGAUCAGCCAUAAGUUUUACCGGCCACAACCCUAGGUGUACCGCUCCCUAAAAAUUGCCCAGCAAAAAUACCUUAAUGUUUUGGUGCUGGUGGUGGGGGGGGGGGCUGUGAUUGUCUUUUGUCACUUCCAGUUGGCUGUCUGGCUAGAUUCGUGUGAUCAACUAACCAGGGGUCAAAAUGGUGCCUGCUCUAGAGCAUUCUUUUUGCCAUUUGGUUUGGGCCAGUGGCUUGGGAUACCAUUAAGAAAAAGAAAGUGGAGCGUUUGGAUAAUAAGUACACAUUUUUUCAAGUAAUUAUGAUGCCUAACCUAAAGGUAGUUUGAAGGCUCCUUAAAAAUAUAAAUAACUGAGCUGCGUUUUUUAAAAACAGACUUCUGUCUUUUUAUUGCCAUUUGAGACACUGAUUUUUUUUUUUUUAUUGUUGUAGCACAAUGUUUUAUUGGAUUUAUUGAUAAUACUUCUGGCACCUAGUCUCCCAAAUGUAAGCAUUCUUUACAAAACAAUUUUCCUACCCAUUAUUUUCAGUAUAUUGCUAUGUUAUGCUGCUGCCAUUACAUUGUCAUGGUUACUGUGAAUACAGAAGAAUACUGUACAUUGCCUGACAGAACAGUGAACACCUGUUUACACCUAACACACCUCAAAUAUUAUGCUGAAUAGUAGUUGUUAAAUGGUUGGUUCCCCCUUAAAUUAACUUGUAUUAUGAUGUAGAUUGUGUUGUUAUGAAGCAAUUGAUCUUUGUGUUUUUAAAAUUAUUUAGCUUUUGAUUCAGCAGCGAUCUGGUUGCUAAUGUCUAAUUUACCUGGCAGCCAGGCAGUGGUUUCCAAGAAAAGCCUGGAGAGAGCCUAAAUUGAAAGAUAUGUAAGUAAUAAAUAAUUACCAUAACAACAAAAGUGGCAGAGGCGGAAGGCAAAUCAUGAGCUUGUAUUACAAUUUGAUGACAAAUUGACAUGGUGCUUAGAAUAGAUUAUUCUGUAACAAACUUCUAGUUUACUUAAAGGUGAACGACCACUUUAACAUUUCCUGCUAGAGGUGCAACCACACUAUUCUACUGUACGUUGUGGCAGAAAUAGAAUCAACACUUUUAUUUCUUCACCUGUAGAUAAGGCUCCUUUCCCAUUGCUGAAUAUUUCACAAUGCAAGCUGGGACAUGUGCACAAAAAUGUAAUAGUCGAUCACUAAAUGUAAAUGUGUAUGAUGAGGCUGGUAUAGAGGAGAUUUCUUUUACAUUUCUUUACACAAAAAAAAACUUUGUUUAUCACUGGAACUAGACUGCAGUUUAGAUAGCUGUUAUGUAUCGGAUGCUCUGUGUCUGCAUUUUUUACGGCUUUCUUUUCCAGUCAAACAGAAGAUGUGUGAUACAAGGCAAACUGUACUAAUCAAAAUAAUUUGGGCAUUGAUAAUUAAUUACAUGUGCUAUUGGGAAAGGUUGCAGUGCAUUUUUCACUGCACAGCCAGCAGAGUUUAACAUAAAUGUGUGUCUAUCUUCCUCUCUGGCUGAAUGGAUAUGCAGUGUUCAGAAAUUUGCAUUCUCUAAAAGAAUCUUUUAAAUUUUUAACAUGAGUGAUUGUAUUAGAUCAGCAAUAAGGAAUCUGUAAUCACAAAAACAUAAAUAAAAUUAUGUAUAAAUCCUG
Molecule: messenger RNA, 6414 nt
Organism: Xenopus laevis (African clawed frog)
Lineage: Eukaryota; Metazoa; Chordata; Amphibia; Anura; Pipidae
Gene: ahcyl2.L
Product: adenosylhomocysteinase-like 2 L homeolog
Exons: 17
Coding region: 640-2223 (527 amino acids)
Biological process (GO): L-methionine cycle
Cellular component (GO): cytosol
Molecular function (GO): adenosylhomocysteinase activity
Source: RefSeq, a predicted model, not a curated record